AUGGUAUCAGAGCGAGACGAUCUUGAGAACAUCGACUCCGAUACAGAGAUCUUGCCUAAUCCGGGCAACUUGGCGAUGGCGUUAGUUGAGAAAGAGAUGAAAGGAGCAUACCAGCUCUCGGCGACUGAGAAUCCUGCGGUGCGGACUGCGCUGCGAGUAAAGAAGAAGUUUGGUUUCGUUGACGGAAGUGUGACGGAGCCGGCGAAAGAUGCAGCAGACCAUGAAGAUUGGCUUUCUGCUAAAUCAAUGGUGACUUUGUGGAUCUUAAACACAGUGGAUUCUAAAGUAAGAAGAACUUUGGCAAACAAAGAAGAUCCAGCGGAGCUGUGGAAAGAGAUUAAGGAACGAUUCUCUGAAGGAAACGGACCAAGAAUUCAGGAGAUCAAGGCUGAACUGGCGUGUGGAUUAUGCAAGUGCAACUUGAAUUCCGAACUUGAGAAGAAACGAGAAGAAGAUCGGAUUCACCAGUUUCUUCUAGGGCUUGAUGAUGCUAUCUAUGGAGGAGUUCGCACUUCAAUCAUCAGCACUGAUCCUCUUCCAAACCUUAACCAAGUUUACUCCAAAUGUAAUGUCAAAGAGGAGAAGCUCAAACUGACAUGCACAAACUGUAAGAAGAAAGGACACACCGCAGAGACAUGCUAUCAAACCAUCGGAUAUCCAGAAUGGUGGGGAGAAAGAGCAGGACAACGAGGAGGUCGCGGUGGUGGUCGUGGAAUGGGAAGAGGACGCGGAAUGGUUCGAGCCAAUGCCGUGAUAGGUCCAAACAGUGGUGAUGGUGAAAUCAGCACUGAAGCAGAACGAAGUGGGUACAUUGGACUCACUAACGAACAAUGGAGCACACUAAUCAAGCUAUUGGAAGAGAAACAAGGAGCAACACCUCGCUUGACUGGUAAGUCUUUCUCUCAUGACUGGGUGAUUGAUACAGGAGCAUCGAAUCACAUGACUGGAUAUGUUGACUUGUUGAAUGAUCGGAAGUAUAUGUUGCCAUGUGGUAUUGGCCUUCCAAAUGGAAAACAGAGCUUGUCUCGAGAAAAAGGGACAGUAAUUUUUGAUGAAGAUUUUGCUCUUAAGAAUGUGUUGUUUGUUCCGGAUUUGAGAUGCAACUUGAUAUCGGUGUCACAACUUAUUAAGGACUUGGAUGUGGUGUUACAGAUUGCUAAUAAGGGUUGUGUAAUUCAGGACCGUAUCGAGAGGAGGCUGAUUGGAGCGGGUGAGCUUCGGGAUGGACUUUACUUCUUUCGUCGCUUGAAGAAUUUUAGAGCUUUACCUUUGAAUAAAGAUGGAGCCGAUGAGAUGUGGCAUCAACGACUUGGACAUCCAUCCAAUGGUGUUUUUGAUUUGCUUCCUAUUGUUGGUAAUAGGAGUAGGGAUUUUUCAGUUUGUGAUACUUGUGUGAAAGCUAAACAUAGUCGAGAGGUUUUUCAUUCAAGUGAUAAUAAAAGCGACGAAAUUUUUGAUAUGAUUCACUGUGACUUAUGGGGGCCAUAUCGUAGUCCAAGUUUGUGCAACUCAUACUAUUUUUUGACAAUCGUUGAUGAUCACUCAAGAGGAGUUUGGGUGUUUCUACUUCGUGAUAAAACUCAAGUCAAAGAAACAUUGAGGAAUUUUAUCACCAUGGCACACAGACAAUUUGGGAAGAAGAUUAAAAUUGUUAGAAGUGACAAUGGAACUGAAUUCACAAGCUUUGCUUCUGAAUUUCGAGAACAGGGGAUAAGACACCAAACGUCUUGUGUUGGAACACCACAGCAAAACGGGAGAGUAGAGAGAAAGCACAGGCAUAUUUUGAAUGUAGCUCGUGCACUGCUAUUUCAGUCUUCUCUGCCAGUUAAGUUCUUGGGAGAAAGUGUUUUAACAGCAGCUUAUUUGAUAAAUCGGACUCCAUCACGUCUCUUGAAAGGAAAAUCACCUUAUGAACUGAUUUAUGGUGUUCCUCCCACUUAUGACAACUUGAAGGUUUUUGGCUGCUUGGCAUUUGCUCAUAAUCAACGAAGAGGAGGAGAUAAGUUUGAAAGUCGAAGCAGACGUUGCUUGUUUGUGGGAUAUCCAUUUGAUAAGAAAGGAUGGAAUUUAUUUGAUUUGGAAACAGAGGAAGUGUUUGUCUCUCGAGAUGUUAUUUUCGUGGAAGAUGUUUUUCCUCUUAGACAUGAAUCGCUUGCAGGUGCAAGCAAUGAUGAUUCAAAUAGACCUUUGGAUUUUGGUUUAUUUGACGAUGACGAACCGGAGGUUGUGGAAUCAAGACUUGAUGAUACACAUCUUGGCAAACCGGUUGACCCUGUAACGCAUGAAGAAAAUGUUACUGCUAAACGCAUAGAAUCAACUGAUAAUGUUCAAAGACAAGAGGAAUGUCUUGAAGGAACUCACGAGAAUGUGACGAAGGAUAGUUGUGAUGACACACAACCAACUACUGAAAAUCUGGGACGCGGUAUGAGAUCGAAGAAGAUCCCGUCCAAGCUGAAUGACUUUGUGCUUAAUACCAUUCGCGAAACGGAGGGUGUGGAUGGGGAAAUUGAGAUUUCAUUUGAAGAAAGCAUGGAUGAACACAGUUUUCAUCCUAUAUCUCAUUAUCUUGAUAGCAAGUCCUUCUCUCCUCGUCAUCGAGCGUUUCUUGCAGCCUUGCAUGCAGAAACCGCACCAAUAUUUUUUAAGGAUGCUGUUGUCUACAAGAAAUGGAGGGAAGCGAUGCUGGCUGAGAUAGAAGCUUUGGACCUUAAUGGAACGUGGGAUUUGGUAGAACUUCCAAAAGGGAAAACAGCCAUUGGUUGUAAAUGGGUGUAUACGAUAAAGUUUCGAGCUGAUGGAACGUUGGAGAGAUAUAAAGCAAGAUUGGUUGCUCUUGGAAAUAGACAAGUUGAGGGUGUAGAUUACUCAGACACGUUUGCUCCAGUCAUCAAGAUGUCAACAAUUCGUUUGUUUCUUGAAGUGGCUGCAGCCAAACAAUGGGAAUUACAUCAAAUGGAUGUGCAUAAUGCAUUUCUUCAUGGAGAUUUAGACGAGGAAGUGUAUAUGCGCUUACCACCGGGAUUUCGUGUGGGGGACAAACAGAUGUCAUAUUCGGACUACUCUUUGUUCUAUCUACGAAAAGAAGGUAUUGAGAUAUACAUACUUGUGUAUGUAGAUGAUUUGGUCAUUGGAGGGAAUGAUUCUAAAGCUAUUGGAGAUUUUAAACAAUACUUGGGAGAAUGUUUUCAUAUGAAGGAUUUAGGGAAACUGAAAUAUUUUCUAGGCAUAGAAGUUGCAAGGAAUAAAGAUGGUAUCUUUCUUUGUCAAAGAAAGUAUACGCUGGAUAUUAUCAGUGAUGCAGGUUGUCUUGGAUCGAAACCUGCUACAUCUCCGAUUGAACAACAACACAAGCUUGCGUUAUCAGAUAAACCGUUUCUUGAAGAUCCAGAACGUUAUCGACGUUUAGUUGGCCGGUUGAUCUACUUAUUGGCCACUCGACCUGAUCUGACUUAUGUGGUUCAUGUACUCUCUCAAUUUAUGCAUCAGCCACGAAUAGAUCAUUGGGAGACUGCUUUGCGUGUUGUUCGUUAUUUGAAAGGUACUCCGGGACAGGGAGUGUUAUUGAAAUCUGAUAGUGAUCUUCGGUUGAGAGGCUGGUGUGAUGCUGAUUUUUCGGGGUGUCGGCUCACUAGAAGAUCGCUUGGUGCUUUGUUUAUUACUCUUGGAACUUCGCCGGUCUCAUGGAAAGCUAAGAAACAAGAUGUGGUUUCUCAGUCUUCUGCUGAAUCAGAGUAUCGGAGUAUGGCGAAAGCAGUUGGAGAACUAAAAUGGCUGCGUGAUGUGCUCAUUGACUUAGGUAUUACUCAAACACAGCCGAUGGAACUCUAUUGUGAUAAUCAAGCGGCUUUGUAUAUUGCGGCGAAUCCUGUGUUUCAUGAGCGCACCAAACAUGUAGAACGAGAUUGUCACACGGUGCGUGACUCGAUUGUCGAUGGCACGAUUGUUACUAAGAAAGUGGAUACUCACGAUCAACUUGCUGAUGUGUUUACUAAGGCAUUGGGACGUCGUGACUUUGAGAAUAUCAUUUCCAAGUUGGGCAUCUAUAAUCCAUAUGCUCCAACUUGA
Messenger RNA from Microthlaspi erraticum, 4065 nucleotides. The record is from the annotation of a GenBank genome assembly. NCBI's taxonomy places the organism in Eukaryota, Viridiplantae, Streptophyta, Magnoliopsida, Brassicales, Brassicaceae.